Molecule: messenger RNA, 1947 nt
Organism: Belonocnema kinseyi
Lineage: Eukaryota; Metazoa; Arthropoda; Insecta; Hymenoptera; Cynipidae
Exons: 3
Coding region: 1-1947 (648 amino acids)
Molecular function (GO): nucleic acid binding
Source: RefSeq, a predicted model, not a curated record
AUGUCUCGGAUUUUUGACCCACUAGGACUUCUAGGUCCAUGCAUUAUCCUAGCAAAGGUUUUAAUGCAGAAACUGUGGCUUGAAAAACUAUCUUGGGAUGAAUCGUUGUCAGUAGAGUUACACUUGCAGUGGUCAGAAUAUAGGGCACAACUUCCUUAUCUCAACAUGAUCAAAAUACCUAGACGAAUUCUUUGCACGGAGCCUGUAGAGAUUCAAUUACAUGGUUUUUCGGAUGCUUCUAAGACUGCAUAUGGAGCAUGUAUUUAUCUUAGGUCCAAGGAUAUAGAUUGCAACAUUUACACAAAUUUUCUUUGUUCCAAAUCUAGGGUUGCGUCGUUGCAGACUCAGUCUAUUACUCGACUGGAACUUUGUGGGGCUCUGGAAUGGGCUAGACUAUGCUCCAAGGUCACACUCUCGCUUGAUUUAUCGAUUACCAAAAUUUAUCUUUGGUGCGAAGCAACAAUAGUAUUAGGUUGGCUCAAAAAAAAACCAAGCACUCUCCCAAUAUUCGAAUCGAACAGAGUUAGCAAAAUUCAAGGAUUGACAAGGACUGAGUCCUGGAGGCAUGUGCGCAGUGAAGAUAAUCCAGCAGAUUGUAUUUCUAGAGGUGUAGCUCCAAAUAUAUUGGAAGCCUCAAAAUUGUGGUGGGAAGCUUCAAAUUUUCUUAGAAAGGCCGAAAGGGAGUGGCUGUCAAUUUCCCUUUCAAUCAAUGAACCACCUGAAGUUAAGCAAUGCUACAAUGUAGUUACCAAAAACGAAAUUAAGGAGGAUUAUAUUAUGAUCAAGAGCUUCUCCAGUUUUAGUCGUCUGAUAAGAGUAGUAGUCUAUUAUGAGCGCGGAAUGAUUAGAGUUGGCAGUAGGCUUAGUAACUCCCAAUUCGACAGAGAAAAGAAACAUCCUAUAGUUUUGUUAGCAACCGACGAUUUCGCAAGGCUUCUUUUCAUUAGAGAGCAUCAACGAUUGCUCCAUGCCGGUCCUCAAUUGUUGCUCUCAUCUAUACGUGAAAGAUUUUGGCCCAUAGGAGGUCGGAACAUGGCGCGAAAGGUGGUAAUGGAAUGUGUAAAUUAUUUAAAAGUGAAUCCAAGGUCGGUCAAUCCAAUGAUGGGUGACUUAUCUGAAUCUAGAGUUACUUCUUCACCACCUUUCCACGUCACAGGUGUCGAUUAUGCAGGUACCUUCAUUAUAAAGGACAGAAAAGGAAAAUUUGCCAAAACCAGUAAAUGCUACGUAAGCCUAUUUGUUUUUUUUUCCACCAAGGCCUUACACUUAGAGCUUGUCUCUGAUACUACGUCAGAAACUUUUAGAGCAAGUUUGCUUCGUUUUACAUCUAGAGGAGGAAAACCUGCUCAUAUGUAUUCCGAUAAUGGAACAAAUUUCGUUGGGGCAAGAAAUGAGCUUGAGCUACUCGGUAAGUUCCUACUUCGGGAUAGUAACAACUUGGUAGAAAAAAUCAAGAAUAUGGAAAUCACGUGGCACUUCAUUCCAGCUUAUUCACCGCAUUUUGGAGAGGGUUUGCUCCAUUCCAGUCCAAUAACACCACUUUCUCCAGAUCCUAACGACUUUUCUCCUUUGACUCCUGCUCAUUUUUUAAUCGGAAGACGGCUUACUUCAAUUGCUAAUACAGAUUUAAGCCAUUUGCCAGAAAAUAGAUUAUCCAGGUGGCAAUUAAUACAACGACUACAGCAGCAUUUUUGGGCGAGAUGGAGCAAGGAAUAUAUUUCAGAACUUCAAAAAAGAGUCAAAUGGAAGCAGCCUUAUCCAGAGAUUGAGGAAAAUUCUCUGGUUUUAAUAAAGGACAAAAUACUUCCUCCGUUACGAUGGAAGUUAGGAAGAAUCAUUCAACUGCAUCCUGGAAUGGACGGAAUAGCUCGUAUUGCUACCGUUCGAUUUUCUACUGAUACUACUCGAGUCCCACUUCAUAAACUGUGCCCAUUACUUAUUGAUUAA